Messenger RNA from Perognathus longimembris pacificus (Pacific pocket mouse), 6173 nucleotides. RefSeq names its product F-box protein 42 (gene Fbxo42). The coding region runs from base 289 to 2442 and encodes 717 amino acids. Gene Ontology annotation, molecular function: protein binding. The record is from RefSeq and is a predicted model, not a curated record. NCBI's taxonomy places the organism in Eukaryota, Metazoa, Chordata, Mammalia, Rodentia, Heteromyidae. The transcript is spliced from 11 exons.
CGGCGGCGGCAGCGGCGGUGGCAGCGGCGUUUGAGUGGGGGAAGAUGGCGGCUCCUGGUGGCCCGGGGUCCCGCCAGCUGUGAGGGUCCCCCCUCUCCGAGCACGGCGAACGCGGUGUGGGGCGGCACGGUGCUUCCGCUCUGGUCUCGUCGCUGGUUCUUCCGUCGCUGUCGCCGGCGAAGCGAGCCCGAGGGCGUGGAGCGGGCGGGCAGAUCUGCAGUGGACGAGUGAACCAGAAAGAUGCCCUUCUUAAAACUGAAGCCAUGAAAUGCUGUCGAGUGGGAUGUCAUGGCCAGCUCCUCGGACAGUGAAGAUGACAGUUUCAUGGCUGUGGAUCAAGAAGAAACUGUGCUGGAAGGGACAAUGGAGCAAGAUGAGGACCCACAGCCUGUAUUGGAGGUUGAAGAGGCUAGACACAAUAGGUCCAUGUCUGAGCUGCCAGAAGAGGUUUUGGAGUAUAUCUUGUCCUUCCUUUCACCAUAUCAGGAGCACAAAACUGCUGCUCUUGUCUGUAAACAGUGGUAUCGACUUAUCAAAGGUGUAGCACACCAGUGUUACCAUGGCUUCAUGAAGGCUGUCCAGGAAGGGAACAUUCAGUGGGAGAGCCGAACCUACCCUUAUCCUGGGACCCCCAUCACUCAGCGAUUCUCACACAGUGCAUGCUAUUAUGAUGCAAAUCAGUCUAUGUAUGUGUUUGGAGGCUGCACCCAGAGCAGCUGCAAUGCUGCCUUCAAUGACCUCUGGAGACUUGACCUAAAUAGCAAAGAGUGGAUUCGACCGUUGGCUUCAGGGUCCUAUCCUUCUCCUAAAGCUGGAGCAACCCUGGUGGUGUACAAGGACUUGCUAGUGCUCUUUGGAGGCUGGACGAGGCCAAGCCCUUAUCCCCUACAUCAACCAGAGAGAUUUUUUGAUGAAAUACACACUUACUCUCCAUCUAAAAACUGGUGGAAUUGCAUUGUAACAACACAUGGGCCACCUCCAAUGGCUGGCCACUCCUCCUGUGUGAUAGAUGAUAAAAUGAUUGUCUUUGGUGGCUCUUUAGGAUCCAGGCAAAUGAGCAAUGAUGUCUGGGUUCUUGACCUCGAGCAGUGGGCAUGGUCCAAGCCGAACAUCUCCGGCCCCAGUCCUCAUCCCCGAGGUGGCCAAUCUCAGAUUGUCAUAGAUGAUACAACUAUCUUAAUCCUUGGAGGGUGUGGCGGUCCCAAUGCUCUGUUCAAGGAUGCUUGGUUGUUGCAUAUGCACCCAGGUCCCUGGGCCUGGCAACCACUCAAGGUAGAAAAUGAAGAUCAUGGAGCCCCUGAACUGUGGUGCCAUCCAGCCUGCCGGGUGGGACAGUGUGUGGUGGUCUUCAGCCAGGCUCCUAGUGGGAGAGCCCCCCUCAGCCCCAGUUUGAACUCUCGCCCAUCACCUAUCAGUGCCACUCCUCCGGCCCUGGUCCCUGAAACACGAGAGUACCGCUCCCAGUCUCCAGUAAGGAGUAUGGAUGAAGUGCCGUGUGUUAACGGCCGCUGGGGAACACUGAGGCCCAGGGCUCAAAGGCAGACUCCCUCAGGUUCUCGGGAAGGGAGCCUCUCCCCGGCCAGAGGAGACGGCUCUCCCAUUCUCAAUGGUGGGAGUUUGUCUCCAGGAGCAGCAGCUGUUGGUGGGACUUCCUUGGACAGUCCUGUGCAGGCCAUAUCUCCAGGUACCCCCUCUGCCCCUGAAGGGUAUGAUCUGAAGAUGGGACUUCCUCUGGCCCCACGGAGAGGGUCGCUACCAGAUCAGAAGGAUCUGAGAUUAGGGUCAAUUGAUCUGAAUUGGGACCUGAAACCUACUUCUAGCAGCAAUCAUGUGGAUGGUGUGGACAGCAGGACAGUUGGGGGGAGUAUUAGACACCCUGUGGAACAGACCAAUGGCGUGCAUACUCCACCCCAUGUGGCCAGUGCCCUGGCAGGGGCCGUCUCCCCUGGUGCCCUGCGGCGGAGUCUGGAAGCCAUCAAAGCGAUGUCAUCCAAAGGCCCCGCGGCCUCUGCAGCACUAAGUCCUCCUCUUGGGUCUUCUCCAGGAUCCCCUGGGAGCCAGAACCUGAGCAGUGGAGAAACAGUGCCCAUCCCUCGCCCAGGGCCAGCCCAAGGCGAUGGACAUUCCCUACCUCCCAUUGCCCGCCGCCUGGGCCACCAUCCUCCACAGUCCCUCAAUGUUGGCAAACCCCUGUACCAGAGCAUGAACUGCAAGCCCAUGCAGAUGUACGUACUGGACAUUAAAGAUACGAAGGAACGGGGCCGUGUGAAGUGGAAAGUAUUUAAUAGCAGUUCUGUGGUUGGACCUCCUGAAACCAGCCUGCACACAGUGGUACAAGGCAGGGGGGAACUCAUCAUAUUUGGAGGACUCAUGGACAAAAAGCAGAACGUGAAGUACUAUCCUAAAACAAACGCCUUGUACUUUGUACGCGCAAAGAGAUAAUGUGUGCAGAACCCUUUUCCCUUUCUGUGGCUUUUAAUUUGGAAUUUUCCAGUGUGCAAGCAUUUGGACUGAGACAUGGGAAAACAACUGCAUUUGUCCCGUAGCCAAAACUCAACUCCAGCUCCCAGUCUCCCUCACUCCAUUAUAAGAAAAUAUUAUAUAUAAAUAUAUAUAUAUAUAUAUUAUAUAGCCAAUUCUGUUUACACAAAAAGAGAGACCUCCGUCCUGAUUCAGAUAAAAUUGUUGCUGUUUUAGUAGAGGCUGUGCUGCCUUUUUCUACUUUGCUGAUUACUAGAUCAAAAAGUUAGGGAACAGACUAACAGCAGUAACUUUCCAAAAGGAACUGAAGAACCCUUGUAAAUCUUUAUGUGGCCUUCUCAGAAUUUACAAAAACGACAGACAGGCUUAGACAGGAUGGAUGCACAGGAAGAGGCACCACACCCCGUGCUUCAGGGUAAAGUAACCAAGAACCGUCCUUCUUCUGUCAAAACCACAGAGGACCUGUGACAGCGCGGCAGGAGCGCCUGUGCCUGGUCUCUUCUGCCCCGUAUGACUGGUGGAAAUCAUCCGAUGAGAGAGACUGUCCACGCCUGCCAGGAUCAUGGAGAAAACAAAAGUUCACGCAGCUGACAUGCUUGCCAUGGCCAACGGUCUUUGAGUGCUCCCUCCACAUCUCAGAACACAUUUGGUAUCCGAUUAGGGAACUUUCUGACAAUCUGAUUUGGUUGCAAGUUGCCAAAAAACCAUAUUUGUUCUCCUUUUCUUUUAAAAUUGGGUCCUCAGAGGCUGUUUUUCCUACUUCUAGACUGCUUCUUCCCCUGCCUGUUCCCCGUCCCCCCCUCCCCUGUUUUAGGGUUGGUUUGGUGUUGCAUAUAGAUUUUUUUUAAGCCCUAAAUUUUUUCUCACUGUGUUUUCUUCACAAAGCUCAGGUGCUUGCAGAAAUCAAAUGUUCUUCAAAAAUAUUUUUAGACUCCUUUCUUUGGUGUCACGAGGGGCUAGUAGACAAUUUUGAGAUUUCAGUAUUGGAAAAAAAAUCCUUGAAGCCUCAAGAGACACUUCCCCCUGUGGGACCCUCCCCUCCCCGCCCAGCAUCCACUUCUGUGCUUUGUUUGUCUGUAUGGUUUUGGUUUCCAAAUUUCAUUGGAUACACUCAGUGUAGAAGCUUGAAAUCAACCCUAGAAGGGAAUCCUGAUAACCCUUCCUUCCAGAAAUGGUUUUUCCUCUUGUGACAUGUCAUCUUCUGCCCUGCUGCUGCCAGCUGACCCAGUUGAGUAUUAAGUACUUGACCCUGAUAAUAUAUGGCUGGCCUAGGGAGUACCUCCAUCCUUUGAGCUUGUCUUGUUCAUGUGUCAUCAAACAGGGCUUGGGUUCUUAAAGUACAACCAAGUAGAACCUUCUUUGAUUGAUACAAAAAGUUACAAGGUACUAGUCUUAGUCUCUUAAACUGUGGCCUGGACACAGAUGUCAAGAUAAGUUUAUUUUAAGUGGCACCAUUUUAAUAAGCACUCAUCAGAAGAUAAAGGAUUUUUAUUUUGCCAUUAAGAGUUAAAUAUCAAAACCUCAUGUCUCCUGGCCCCCCACUCUUUAUCUUAGAAGUGUCUCCCAGGCACAAGCCGGCUGCAGCUGGCCCUGGGGUCCUGGCUCUCAGCCAGCACUUUGCAGUCUGUCCAAUAAGCAUGUGUUCUCCUAUUACAUCACACUAAAUCCUUCUCUGAGCCAUUAGCCAUUUGGUCUUGGAGGAAAACCCCCCUCCUCCCCCUGCAGUGCCAAGGUCAGCCCACUCAUGGGGAAGGGUAUGUGUUCCAGAAACAUCCCUUCAUGUUCCCUCAGAUGAGGAAACAUCCAUGUGCCUACUUCCCAUGGCGUCCCACUGCUUAAAGCUGCACACUUGGCUUUCCAAGCUCCCUGAUCUGCAGCUGUGGCUGGUCCUUCCUUGGCCAAGACUGUUCUGUCUUGUGGGGUCUUCUACAGCGUGAAGCCAGCCAGCAGUGUGUGAUUCUGGCAUUGCUGUGCUGACCCUUGUUAGUGUGUGGACAGUGCCUCCAGACUCACUUCCUACUAAGUACUCCGAACGUUCUGAAUCUCCACUGUAAUCUUUCCUCUUGUCCUGUGGCCUUCCUAAGCUGGCUGUUAACCUGUUGAUUCCUUGUACUUGUUUUUUCCUCCGAGUAGGCAGGUAACAGGAAUGAAUGUUGAUUCUCUUAGAGAACAAAGUGGUUCCUGUAACUCCAUACAUAGUAUCCAGUAUUACCCAUGCUGCUAGUAACCAGGCCAUUCGUUUACAGCCCUUGGAGAGAAAGAAGGAUGGGCCUCAUCUGCAUCAGGUAGCAUGGGUCUCAGUGGUGUGUUGGCUCCUGGGCACUCUGGGCCUGUACUGUGGGAAAGCGACUCAACACAGUCAAGGUGAUUGUCUCCUCAGGCUCCCUUGGGGGACAGGUGCAUCCGUCCUCCCUGUGUUCUCCCUAAGGUGAGCAUUCCCAAAGCUCCGCCAGAUCAGAUUUGACCACAGCCCUGCUUUGACGAGAUACCAACUUUGUCUUAAGAGUCACUGAGAGACAUGAGACUACGUAUUUUUUUUAAACCCUCAGGAGCACCUAAAGCAAAUAUUUAUCAGUAUUUACGUACAUUUAAAUACAUCUUGUUUCUACUUGAAGCUUUAAUCCCUUCCAUUCCUGUAAGUGUGCCUUUGAGAGCCCCUAGGUCAUAUUGACUUCACUAGUCACCAAGUUGACUGCCAUGGAAGAAUUUGAGUCUCUUCUCUCUUGGACAUCUGGUUCUCUCAUUUCACACAUUGUGCAGCACAGUGCUGUCUGUAUUUUUACAUAUUUGCACCCUCCUUCCACAGUUUGGGGGUGGGCUCUAUUCCCCCCAUCAUCCCCCACCUCUUGGGAGCACUAAUUAGAUGCUGAAAGAAACUUCAAUUGUGUUUUAAAGCAAUCUGGGGCUUGCUCUCCUCCUGGUCCUCUGUGGGUUGAUUUGAUGAAACCAUGAUUUGAUGCUGAAACCAUGAAUGAUUGAUCAGGAACUGUGUUGGAACUCUUAAAGAAGAAACGAGGAGGAGGAAGAAAGAAAAUUAUUGUGAGAUGUCUUGACUUUGGAGGACAGAAAGCCACUGGCAAAUGGAGAACAAGGGGAUAGUUCCCUUCGCUUCACCUUACCUUUCUAGCCUUCCUUCUGCUUCGCUUUUUUCCUUUCCCUUCAGAGUGAUAUGUCUGGUUGGUUUACCUGUCUGCCCUUGUCCUCGUGGUGAUCCUGGCAUGGUAAUGUGUGGUACUUUGCAUUAUCUGUGGUCUCUCACCAGCACACAAGUCGGUUGGGAGGAUCUACCAUGGCCAGGGGCAAGAAAGCCUGUGCUCUGUAUGACUCCCCUAGAAAUGUGUUCUGCCCGUCACUGGUAACCUGCUUCCUCUUGCCACGUUCCUUGUGAGUGAGAGCAGACUGGGGUAUUCGCUGGUUGUACUCUCUCUACUUGCUCUGCCCCCCUUCCCACCAACCAGGGCUUGUGUCGGUGCACGCCCCUGUGCCCUGGCAAAGUUGGUGCUGUGAGUGAUGUUUCCCACACAACUCGGGGUGCCGGGUGGCUUACCCUGAGAUAGUCAUUUUAGGCACAUAACAGUGUAGGAAUGAACAUGGAUUCCAUGCAUAUUUAAAUCUCUGGUCGAUCUCAUUUUUUGUUAAUGUUUUUCCCCCUGAUGACUUUUUAGCAAUUUAACAAAUAAAACAAAAUGGAC